This is a messenger RNA of Lycium ferocissimum, 1430 nucleotides long. RefSeq names its product probable purine permease 10. NCBI's taxonomy places the organism in Eukaryota, Viridiplantae, Streptophyta, Magnoliopsida, Solanales, Solanaceae. Gene Ontology annotation, cellular component: membrane. The transcript has 2 exons. The record is from RefSeq and is a predicted model, not a curated record. Bases 122 to 1249 code for a protein of 375 amino acids. Gene Ontology annotation, molecular function: purine nucleoside transmembrane transporter activity.
UACUGUUUAAAACAACCAUAUAUUAUUGGACUUUUCUCUGAGUUAUAAUUAAUUGGUUGUCCACAGUUCACUCAAUAAAAGAAGAUAGCGGUUUCUCCAACUUUUCAGGCAGUACGUUACCAUGGAAGGAGCUCAUGAAAAGCUGCUACAUCUCACUUUUGACGAAGCAGAAGGAAUAGAGACAUCUGAAAAUGCAAAAACCAACAGCCGUCAAUCAAGUAAAUUUAUACUAUGGUUCCAAAUAUUUAUCUUUACAUUCUUUGCUAUAGCUGGCCAAGCAGCUGGCACUCUAUUGGGCAGAGUAUACUAUGAACAAGGUGGCAAAAUUAGAUGGAUUGCUACAUUGGCACAAACUGCUGGAUUCCCAAUUCUUCUGCCUUUCAUUUUCUAUCCUUCAACCAAAAAUCACAAUGAAGAAAAUGAACUUAGCAUUCACAAGCCUUCUUUAUUAAUUCGCGUUUCGGUUUACAUCUUCCUCGGCUUAUUUCAAGUAGCAAAUUCCAUGUUAUAUACAGUUGGAGUACAGUACCUUCCAGUUUCUACCUAUGCCCUAAUCUGCGGUUCUCAAUUGGCGUUCAAUGCGCUCACCUCGUUCUUCAUCAACGGGCAAAAGAUAACCCCAAUUAUAUUGAACUCAGUCGUGCUCCUCUCCUUCUCUUCCUCAGUUAUUGUUUUCCAGAACGAGACGGGUGAUAGCGGAGAAAUAUCCCAGACAUCUUUGUUAAUAGGAUUUUCAGCUGCCACUAUGGGGUCUCUAGGUUAUGCAUUGCAGUUCUCGCUAACAGAACUCGCGUUCCAAAAGGUCUUCAAGAGUGGCAGUUUAAAAGUCGUCAUGAAAAUGUCGUUUUUCAUCGGCCUUUUCGUGACACUUACUUCUUUAACGGGGCUUUUCGUGAGCGGUAAUUGGAGGGAUUUGGAAAAGGAAAUGGGAGAGUACAGAACAGGAAAAUUGUCAUAUGUUUUAAACUUAGUUUGUACGGCUAUUUCUUGGCAGUUAUAUGCCGUUGGAACGGUUGGAUUGGUAUUCAAGGCUUCCUCUUUGUUCUCUAAUGUGAUCAUCAAUUUAGGAACUACAGUUGGGCCAAUUUUUGCUGUGGUGCUCUUGAAAGAUAAAAUGAGUGGGUUGAAGGUGUUUUCAUUGUUGUUGGGGUUAUGGGGAUAUGUAUCCUACAUCUAUCAACACUAUCUUGAUGAUAUAGAGGCAAAAUCAGGUGAAGCUAAAUCAUCAGCUGAGGAUGAUGAUUUUUAAGCCUCCUCCAUUCAUAGAACUUGCAUGAUAGUUUGACUUAUUGUUUAGACUGAUAGUUCAAUAUGUAAUGUAAUUAAGAACUGUUGGAAUUAAGUUCUCCUAAAAAUAUCGCUUUAUAAUGUAUGUUGUGUAUUCUUUCAGAAGAAUGGAUCAAAAGUGUUCCUAUAAACUUGUUAUUAGA